AUGUACCAAGCAGUCGAUCUACUGCUCGACCGAGCGAAUAUUCAUGACACAAUCACAAAACUGGUACUCUAUGUCGACAUGCGCGAUUGGGACAGACUGGCACUCGAGGUGCCGGCGGACCACAUGAUUCUCGAUUAUACCUUGUUCUACGGCGGAGACCCAACAGAGGUCACGCCCAAAGAUUUGGUCGCAGCCUGGCAGCCGCUGAUUGGCGGCAUGACCGCCACGCAACACGUUCUGUCGUAUGUCUGCCGCAUGGCUACCCGGUACAGUGAUAUCUUGAUUUCGCUGCCCCAACCAGGGCAUGCUGAAGAUGUAGACAAAGCAUCUGUCAUCGCCAACGUGAGGGUCCGGUUGGUCAAGAAAGGAGCUCAAGGGGGAGAUGUCAAUACAAGCGGAGGACGAUACGAGAUCGAUUUGAUCAAGCGAGCCAGUCAUGACGGUAACCCGUGGCGGAUCUCGCGUUUCAAGGCAGUUCCUAUCUGGUAUGAUGGGAAUAUCAAAAUUCUGACUUCUAAUCCCGAAAAGAUCAUGAUGCCAACUUGA
Messenger RNA from Exophiala bonariae, 546 nucleotides. RefSeq lists its product as uncharacterized. NCBI's taxonomy places the organism in Eukaryota, Fungi, Ascomycota, Eurotiomycetes, Chaetothyriales, Herpotrichiellaceae. The transcript has 4 exons. The record is from RefSeq and is a predicted model, not a curated record. The coding region runs from base 1 to 546 and encodes 181 amino acids.